Messenger RNA from Myripristis murdjan (pinecone soldierfish), 1990 nucleotides. It is a transcript of the gene fdps, whose product is annotated as farnesyl diphosphate synthase (farnesyl pyrophosphate synthetase, dimethylallyltranstransferase, geranyltranstransferase). Gene Ontology annotation, molecular function: (2E,6E)-farnesyl diphosphate synthase activity; dimethylallyltranstransferase activity. Gene Ontology annotation, cellular component: cytoplasm. Gene Ontology annotation, biological process: trans, trans-farnesyl diphosphate biosynthetic process. The record is from RefSeq and is a predicted model, not a curated record. Bases 182 to 1258 code for a protein of 358 amino acids. Lineage: Eukaryota; Metazoa; Chordata; Actinopteri; Holocentriformes; Holocentridae. The transcript has 10 exons.
AAAUUUAGUUCUCUAACGGCUGCGAUAAAACGGACGUUAACGAGACUAGGAACUACAAACCACUUGUGCUGGUUUCGGGCAGCAUUUAGCAUCUUUUUAGUUUGACAGCAAGACACAGAAACACCACAGGAGUGAUUCCUCUGUUUUCUUCACCAGACCUGACUCAAAACACGGGACUAUCAUGGGAGACACUGCUUGCAAUGGGUCGCACAGUAAAAAGGCGUUGCUGUCGGACCCCCAGCUGUUUGACGCCCAGUUUGAGGACCUGGUGACUGAGCUCACAGAGAGGGACCUCACUGAUCCUGUGCUUGUUGAUGCCCUGAAAAGGCUGAGAGAGGUGUUGGUGUACAAUGCACCUGGCGGCAAGAGGAACCGAGGCCUCUCUGUGAUUGGCUCAUUGCGGGAGCUUGUCCCACCCACUCAGCUCACCCAGGAUGUAGUGCAACAGGCUCUGCUGGUUGGCUGGUGCAUUGAACUGCUUCAGGCUUUUUUCCUAGUGGCUGAUGAUAUCAUGGAUGCAUCUGUUACUCGGAGAGGACAACCCUGCUGGUACAAGAAGGAUGGAGUAGGUCUGGAUGCCAUCAAUGAUUCCUUUCUCUUGGAGGCAACCAUCUACAGACUACUGCGCAGUCACUGCAGGGACCAGCCCUUCUACAUCCAUCUGCUGGAGCUCUUCACAGAAACAACUUUCCAGACAGAGCUCGGCCAGGCUCUGGACCUUAUGACUGCUCCCCCUAACCAGAUCGACCUCAACAGAUUCACCUUGGAGAGGUAUAAAGCUAUUGUAAAAUAUAAGACUGCCUUCUACUCUUUCUACCUCCCAGUGGCAGCAGCAAUGUACAUGGCAGGGAUCGAGAGUGAAGAGGAACACAACAAUGCAAAGCACAUCUUACUAGAGAUGGGAGAGUUCUUCCAAAUACAGGAUGACUACUUGGACUGUUACGGUGACCCUGCUGUGACGGGAAAGAUUGGCACAGACAUCCAGGAUAAUAAAUGCAGCUGGCUGGUAGUGACAGCCCUGGGAAUCAUGAGCCCUGAGCAAAGAGCAGUGCUGGAGGCAUGUUAUGGGCGCCAUGAUGAUGCCAGUGUGGAGAAGGUCAAAGCGCUGUACAACACCCUGCAAAUGCCAGCACUGUACCACAAACACGAGGACGAGAGUUAUGAACGCUUACAGAAACUCAUUGCUUGUCAUGCCCAAAACCUUCCCCACUCAGUCUUCCUAAACUUUGCCAAGAAAAUCUACAAAAGGAACAAGUGAGAAAGAGCUGCGGUCUUUUGAGGGGAUAUUUUAUAUAAUAGGAUUUAAAAAGGGUCAGUUAAAGUAGCCCAGUUCCAUUUGGACUCUUAUCUUAUUGACACAUUGCUCAGCACCUCUUACACUACCUUUUUAAUGCUAGAGGUGUUGGGAGAGGGAUAUGGCAGGGACCAGCACAGAACCAGGCUCUGACUCUGCAAAAAUGAACCCAGACAGAAUUGUGAUUCAUAGCAGCUCUUGAGGUAGUAUUUUUUACUUUAUACUUCUCAGUAAUUUGUAUAUUUGCUUGUGAAUGUUGUCAAAAAAAGCCUGUCUCUUUUUCUGUGUCAGCUAUUUAUUUAACCCAAUGCACAAUAUGCACUGUCAUCUGACAUUUCUUCACUCUAAAAUCCCAUGGAUUUGAUAAGGGUGACAGCAGCAUGAAUUUUACAUUGAUUGAUUUGGCUUUCAUCCCGCCCAGCAGAAUGUAUAGUACCACCUCUGUUGAAAAUACUAAUACCAGUAAGAGAAAGAAAACACAUCACUUCAAAGUCAUUUUGAUUAAGCAGGGGUACAUAUUCUUUAUUAAAUGAGGACCACUGGGGAAAAAAACAGUUGAUAUACAUCUCAUAUUUGGACAGAAUCAAAACUGAUAACCUUUCAUAUUUCCUUUAUUUUCUUAAAGCUGCUGCAAAGUCUGUCUACUGCUCUGAAUAAUAUAUUACUGCUUUUAAUAAAGACAUCUGACCAAGAUUA